GACUUAAAUUCGAUUGGAUCUCAUCAUUCGGUACUUCAGAAUGCUGUCCUGAUUUUAUCCGUUGAUUUUUUUUUUUAAAUAUUAUAAAGGAGCCCAACAAUGACAGCAACUCUUUUGAUCACGAUCUUCGCAGCGGUGACUUUCGCCAGCCCAAUUCCGAAUAAUCCGAUCAAUUUGACGAUCGCCAACAUCGAGUCAUUUUUCGAAAACUCUCUUGGCAGUUUGGCCGGAUCUUUGAUAAGUCAUCAUCACGGCAACGGAUCGGAAUCGUUUCAAUCGCAGGACGGAAGUUUGCAUGCCAACAUCCAGCCAAUCACUUUGGGAUCUCUUGCGGGGAUCACUUUCAAACCGAGUAACCAUGCCCUGAUCGCGGAAAAUGAGACGGUUUUGUUCCACAACAGCACCGAGGAAGUUGACGUGGCUAAGAUUGAUUUGGGAAGUUCUAUCAAUGGAACCAACAGCAGUACAGAAUCGCCAAUGAAAGCUGAAGUUUUGAAGGCAAUUCCAACCAGCAUUGUAGCUGGGGCCACAACCACAACAGCUACUCCUGAAGUUACAACGGGUAGCCCAAAGUCGACUGAGUCAACUUUAGGGACCAGUUCAACAGCCGCUACAACUCAAGGAAUCAGCAGCACUUCUCCUUCGGCAAAUGUCGUAUUCGUUACUCCGGUCAACACAACCACUCCGAAAAGUGUAACUUCUUCUACAGAAAAAAUCAACUCUAGUGAAGCCAAGGAUGUUGAAGACAAAAUCAAAGAAGUUGAGGCAGAUCCUGUGAUUUUGACAUCCGGUGUUUAAGGAUUUAAAUAAACGACUUUCAAUUGAAGGUUUUAAAAAAUUU
This is a messenger RNA of Uranotaenia lowii, 841 nucleotides long. RefSeq lists its product as uncharacterized. The record is from RefSeq and is a predicted model, not a curated record. Bases 100 to 798 code for a protein of 232 amino acids. NCBI's taxonomy places the organism in Eukaryota, Metazoa, Arthropoda, Insecta, Diptera, Culicidae. The transcript is spliced from 2 exons.